Molecule: messenger RNA, 1966 nt
Organism: Magallana angulata
Lineage: Eukaryota; Metazoa; Mollusca; Bivalvia; Ostreida; Ostreidae
Product: transcription factor VBP-like
Exons: 2
Coding region: 300-1055 (251 amino acids)
Biological process (GO): regulation of transcription by RNA polymerase II
Cellular component (GO): nucleus
Molecular function (GO): DNA-binding transcription factor activity, RNA polymerase II-specific; RNA polymerase II cis-regulatory region sequence-specific DNA binding
Source: RefSeq, a predicted model, not a curated record
UGCAGUGGUCAUCAUCCGUCCCUCUAAGCAAAGAAACAAGUUCUAAUGAAAGUGAUUAGAGAAAUAGGUCAGAUACGUCACAUGCGCAGGCCUUUAUGUAGUUAUUGUGCAAGAAGGUCAUUUCGAGUUCAUCCACUGCAAAUAAGCGUAUAAGCGCCGGCCAUCGGUUGGUCAGUUUUCAUUAAGCUCUGGUCAGUGGGAGGCACUAGUGUUAAGAGACUUUUAUCGGGAUUUCUCCACUGUAGGACGAAACUAUCAAUAAGAACAGUUCGUUUUGACAUACACAGCUGAUUGCCGAAAUGGCAGACACGGCCUUAGACUUGUCUUCUAAGCCAGGGGUGGAUUUAGAACGAGCCUCUAAAUUUCUCAGCAGGACUUCCACCCACUCCAACUCCGGGGGGUCAGGACGGAACUCCCCUGCAUCCUCAGUGCACUCCGAUGGAAAUGAAAGUGACAGUUCGUUGAAGAACAGUGUAUUCGACAGAAGAGGCAGCAAUCCCCCGGUCAUCCCGCACGGUGAAAAUUCGAACAGUACCUCCAUUAAAAGUGAGGAAGAUGCUGGAGGUUCGGACAAAUUGGGCUCUCCGACUGUGUCGAGGCCUUUUAAAAUGUACCCCAUGGACCCUUUCUCAAUAUACAGUAUGGCAACUACUACGCCAUCUUCCCCUCUAUCCCCUACAGUAACUUCCCCCGCUGCGUUGGGGGUUCCCCCCGCUGUGUACGAGAAUCCCGCAGGAUUUCCCGGUUUUCCGUUAGCACCGUUGACGUCUCAUUUACUGCAACGAAAAAGACGGUCCGAAUCUCGGCCGGAUCUAACGGACCCGAAAAAGACGAAACCUGUUCCAGAGGAAAAGAAAGAUGACGCUUACUGGGAAAGGAGAAGAAAAAAUAACGAGGCUGCUAAACGGUCGCGGGACGCCCGGCGCCAUAAAGAAGAAGAAAUAGCAAUGAGGGCAGCAUUUCUGGAACAAGAAAACCUCAAACUUCGUGCUCAGGUUGCUAUUCUGAAAAACGAAACAGCAAAGUUACAUUACAUGUUGUAUAACAGAUUAUGAGAUUGUGGAACAUUAAGAGCUCUCAUUAUUCAAACUUUGAAUGUGGCAUUGAAGGUGCAAAAGAAAGACGAAAGUGCUAAUUGUAUUUUAAUCGCUGGAUCGGAUUAACUUUGCAAGAGAAUGCAACACAAAGACACAUUUAGAUUUAAGUUACUGAGUUCAAUUUUUGUCCGCAAAACGUCCAUUUUAGUUUUAAAGUUUUUACCACAAAGAUACAUCUUUGCAGAUUAAUUAAAGCAAUACAUUUCACCAGUGCUUUAAAUAUUUCAGGUAGUAUUAUAUUUUUUUUUAUAGUCAUUUAAUAUUUUUUCUUGGUAACAAACUGAUCAAAUGCUGAUUUUAAAGCCUUCGUUUUUCUUUCUUUAAGUGAUCAAAUGCUGAACUUUUUGUCUUUUAUUUUCAAAUGAUUCAUGUAUGUGUGAAAUGAAUGCUAGUGUGAUUGGUUUAAUUUCAACUUUGCUUGUGUCCAGUGCUAUGAAAGAGUUAUAACGUGCAUUUUUUUCGUUUUUAAUUCAAGAGGAAUAUUUAUUAUUAUCAUGGUUUUUUUUUUAAUGUGCUAUUGUUAACAGAACUUCGGCUGGGAUAAAAUCUCGGACAAUCUCUUCUCUUUGUCUAAUUUACAGAAUAUUACAGUCUAUAUAUUUAUACUUUACAUCAGAGCAUCUUCAGUGUGAAAAAAAACUUGUUGUUAACAUGGUCACGUGACAACAGAUACUCAUACACUCAUUUCAGGAAUUUUAUUUUACAUGUAUUUUGUCACUAAUUGAACAUAAUUCUGUUUUUUAUUUUGUAUGAAAAUAGAUGAUAAUUUUAUUUCUAAACCCGGUUAAUUCAUCUUUUUUUUCGAAGUUCAACUCAUUUUUCUCCAUUAUAAACAUUGGAAAUAAGAAUCAAAUCACAACAAUAAUGAU